Caretta caretta (loggerhead turtle) is the source of this 2894-nucleotide messenger RNA. Lineage: Eukaryota; Metazoa; Chordata; Testudines; Cheloniidae. The record is from RefSeq and is a predicted model, not a curated record.
ACAAUCUUAAAUGAGCAGACAUAAGGAGAGAAACCACUUCCUCGUAGGAUUACCUGAGAGCAGCCUCAAAAAUGAAAGGCUACGUAUCUCUCGCCCUUCUGCUUAGCUUUGCUUCCUGUGCCAAGUCAGUAAGUAUCACUACGCAGACACCCAUAAUUAUGGCAGAAAGUACCACUACCCAGGGACCCACCACUACCCAGGCACCCAUAACUACGACAGAAAGUACCACUACCCAGGGACCCGCCGCUACCCAGGCACCGACAGAAAGUACCGCUACCCAGGGACCCACCACUACCCAGUCACCCAUAACUACGACAGAAAGUACCGCUACCCAGGGACCCACCACUACCCAGUCACCCAUAACUACGACAGAAAGUACCGCUACCCAGGGACCCACCACUACCCAGUCACCCAUAACUACGACAGAAAGUACCGCUACCCAGGGACCCACCACUACCCAGUCACCCAUAACUACGACAGAAAGUACCACUACCCAGGCACCCAUAACUACGACAGGAGAUACCUCUGCUACACAAUCUGCAUCUUCUCCAGAAGCACCUCUGGGCUGUGCAAAUAAACCGUGUGGUGGCAAUGCUAAGUGCAUUAACCUAUAUCAAGGUUAUAUGUGCCAGUGCCCAUAUGGAUACUACUAUAGCACAUCAAGAUGUCAGGAAGGAAAAGUAUUCCCUGGACAGUUGACACUGAAAACACCGUAUACCGACAGCAUGGCACAUGAAAACUCUCCAGAGUAUAAGCAAUUAUACAAAAAUGUCACAGAUUUUUUCAACACAACUUUCAAAAAUAAGACAGACUAUGGAGAGACAAUAAUUGUGAAUAUAAGACAAAGUUCAGCAAAAUCUAAAAUACAGAUUAAAGCGGAGACCAGUGGAACUAUCGUGACAAUAAGCAACAUGUUUGAAGUGACCACAGAAUUAAACGCUAGUGGUGUUGCUAGCCUCAUAGAAGAAGCAUUGAAAGUCCAUUCCUAUUUCAAUAAUGGCAGCUAUCAAAAACUUUCACAAUGUGACAUUUAUGGCUGUGAUGAGGCAACUACUAAUUGUGUGGACACUGAUGGACUAACGUGUGAGUGCAAAUCAGGAUUGUCUAAGAAGAACAAAGAAGAAAAAACCUGUUCAGAUUGUGAUAACACAUGUUCUGAAGAAGAUCACAUGCAUUGUGUUACGGGUAAAAACAGCGCCCCAGUUUGCCAAUGUCUUCCUAAUUUCAAAAACAAAGAUGGAAACUGCGUGAAGUGUGAUGUGGGCUACUCUGGAGUAAACUGUAGCAACAAUUCCUUGUUGAUCCUUAUCAUUGUGGCUGUCCUAUGUGGGGCUCUGAUCCUGGGCUUAGCUGCAGGACUCAUUUUCACUUCAAUGAGAGCAAAUAAAAGGCAAAAUCCAGAGAAGAGGCAUUUGCUGAGAGAGGACUAUUCAGAUAACAGAGAAACACCUGGACUUGUUUCUGCCAUCAACCCUGCUGCAAAUGAGAAAAUCUUUCCCACAAUCCAGACUAGCAAUGCUAGUCAAGUGAACCCUUAUGAGAUGGGACCACAAACAAGGAGACUUCCUGAGAGGGAUUAUGAUGAUGAUGAGUUUGAAACGACAUCAAAGGGUGAUGGCUUCAGGCUUCAGCGCAGAUACUGAAUUUAAGCAGAACAAGAGACCAGCAGCUUGGAGAGAUAUGAGAGCCAUGACAACAGACCACAGUCGAUGGGUUCUGCAGCUUCAUCACCUACCAGAGGAUUUUCAUUGGGUAGCAAUUAGAAUGCUUAAAUUGACGACAAAUUCUGCAGACGACUUUUUAAAUGAAGACAGCAAUCUGAAGGAGACAUCUGUAUAACUAAUCUGCUUAAAUAAGUGAAAAUUAAAAUGGGGACAAGAUGUAUUUAAGGACACUAUGGGCUUGUCCAUCACAGAUUGUGUCUACACAAGAUUUUUUCAGGAAGCCUCCCACCCUUGCAGCUUUAGCAGUGGCAGCCAUAGUGGGAGAGCUAGCGUAUACAGGGCACCAGCAUUUUAACCCCGGUGUUGUCUAACUCUAUUCAGAGAAGGUCCAGAUGACAGGGUGAUGACAGCCAUCUGAGCUGGUCUGCACCAGCACUCUUGCCAUUGCUACCACGGGCAAAGAUGUGUUAACAUCAUGAAAAACUGCCACACAAAAAAAGUAGUGUAAGUCCAGGCUACAAAGAACAGUCUCCCAGAUUUCAUACUGCUUUGGGUUCCAAAUAGAUAGCGCUGUCUUGGGAACAUUCAAACAGAUGAGCUCCAAUCUCAACUGGAGCCCCUAAGUGUUGCUAUAAAACAAAUAAUAAAAGAUCUGGUUUCAGAUUCCAACUCUUGCUUGCCACAGCCCCUUCAUGUUGGAGGGUCUUCAGUUCUGUGAGACCCAGAUCGAGGCCUGAGCCUGGUGUCCAGAGCCAGGGCUUCGGUCUGAACCCAUUUACACUUCCCUCCGCAUACAAUGGCAGGGCCACUACCUCCCAAGGAUGCCUUUUACAAAAGCAUUAGCUUCCCAUCACAUAUGGUUUGUGAUCACUUUCAGCUUCUCUGGACGUAAGCCUGGUAUAAAGCAUAUUUCUACUAAGCUUCCUGAAAAGAAUUGUUACUUGGAUUUUUUUCCCCUUAUUAUUUUUAUUAUUCAAUUUCGCUGUCUUUUUACAUUCAGUAAAUCUUUUUUAAUAUGAUACCUAAUCCAUAUUUUACUGUAUAAUUUAUCAUAUAAUGUCUCCAUUGAUUAGCACUAGCAUUUCAAACUCUGUAUAUAUAUUUAAAAAGGUUAGGUGCCUAUAAAAUAUAAUUUAAUUUAAUUUAAUUACCAUGUUACAGUUUGUGAUUUGUGUUCUUGGGACAUACAAACUAACUUGUGUUCUAUUAAACACAGCACUUGCUCAAUAA